AUGCAAUUUUACCCAGUCUUAGCCUGUGUCACAAUAUUUUUGUCCGUCUUGACUCACGCUCAGACGCAGACUCUUCCGCUAUGUGCUGAAAAAUGCUUAAACGAGACAAUCCCCCAAUCAGCCUGUGCCCCGACCAACCAAACCUGCAUCUGUACAAAUGCAGAUCUUAAAGGAAAUAUCUCUAGUUGCGUGACGGCGAACUGCAGUGUCAAAGAUGGUCUUACUGCGGUCAAUGUCACGGAUACAGAAUGCGGAGUACCGGUUCGAGACGACACCGCCCCGAGCAUCAUACUUCCAAGUAUUGGCUUUAUAGUCCUUCUUUUCAUUGCUUUGAGGAUAUUCACGCGCCUAGCGCUCACAAAAUUGGAGUUGGGCUGGGAUGACUGGACAACCCUACUUCUUGGGUGUGUUAUGGUGGCAGCUAAUGUCGGUUCCAUCGAGCUCGGCAAAGCUGGCCUGGGAAAGGAUAUCUGGACACUCGAAUUUGCGAAUAUCAAGAAAAUUCUCUACAUCUUCUAUAUCCAAGAACUCCUCUACGUCACCUGCAUUGUUCUCACCAAAAUCAGCUUCCUCCUGUUCUAUACACGUAUCUUCCCUUCCUUACAAAUGCGUUUGGUCAUAAAAAUCUCUGGCAUUGUGACUCUUUGCUACUACCUUGCUUUCAUGUUCGCCUUCUCUUUUCAAUGCUCUCCGGUUAGUUUCAAUUGGGAGGGAUGGGAUGGAGAGCAUCAAGGAACAUGCGUGGAGAAGAACACAUUGGUCAUUGUUGCUGGAGCGAUCAACGUCAUACUCGAUGCAUGGGUAAUAGCUCUACCGAUUCCUGCAUUGAUCAACCUCCAAGCUUCAAUCUCGAUGAAAUUGCAAAUUAUUUCUAUGUUCUCUGUGGGCUUCUUGGUCACUGGCGUAAGCAUCUACCGCAUUGUGAUGCUAAAGAUAUUUUCUACAAGCACCAAUCCAACAUGGGACAACGCCGCGGGCGGCUACUGGUCCAUUGUUGAAAUCGAUGUUGGAGUUUUCAUAUGCUGCAUGCCGGCCUUGCGAUCAUUACUUGGCCGUCUCCUCCCAGGCGUUUUUGGAUCGACGAAAGGCGUAAGCAGUGCUGGCCAACCCUCUAGCCAAAGGAAGUUUAGGGGGACAUCAGGUAACCACGCAAACACGAGCUUUGUACAGCUGAUCGAAAUAGACAAUAGAAAAGAUAAGAAAAGUGCUGGUGAUGAUUGUUGA
Messenger RNA from Talaromyces proteolyticus, 1224 nucleotides. RefSeq lists its product as uncharacterized. The coding region runs from base 1 to 1224 and encodes 407 amino acids. The transcript is spliced from 8 exons. The record is from RefSeq and is a predicted model, not a curated record. NCBI's taxonomy places the organism in Eukaryota, Fungi, Ascomycota, Eurotiomycetes, Eurotiales, Trichocomaceae.